Molecule: messenger RNA, 1625 nt
Organism: Melanotaenia boesemani (Boeseman's rainbowfish)
Lineage: Eukaryota; Metazoa; Chordata; Actinopteri; Atheriniformes; Melanotaeniidae
Gene: kazald3
Product: Kazal-type serine peptidase inhibitor domain 3
Exons: 4
Coding region: 264-1175 (303 amino acids)
Biological process (GO): regulation of cell growth; regulation of signal transduction
Cellular component (GO): extracellular region
Molecular function (GO): insulin-like growth factor binding
Source: RefSeq, a predicted model, not a curated record
UUGAGACAUUGACUGUGCACGUUUCGUGCGCGCGGUGAAGCAGCGCGAGCGUCUCAGCUGUUUGAAGUGACGAAGACUGAGCUGAUCCGCACGCGUUCGUCGGUUCUUCGUGGUUUUCUGGUUUCUCUCAGACUCCUGGAGGAAUGUGAGCUCGGUCCUGAAACUCACGCGCUGACUUGCGGCUCUUCUUCUGGGUCUCGGACAAAGUCCCGGACCAACCCGACAUCACCUGUCCAGACUCUGUGGAGCUGAAAGGAACUAAAAUGUGGGUUCUGGUUCUGUUAAGUUUCUGUCUGAACCAGGCCUUGCCGAACCGGCUCCCAGACUUCAGCUCCGACCCUCUCCUGGACUACGACCUGCUGGAUGACGAGCUGGGAGGCGGCCGGAGGUGGAGCGGGAACAGAACCAGCGGUUCGGAGGACUGCGGGCUUUGUGAGCCAGACCUGUGUCCCGAGACCCGCGGCUGCAGAGCCGGACUGGUACCGGACUCCUGUGGCUGCUGUCAGGAAUGCGGGAACCUGGAGGGCCAAGCCUGCGACCCGGGGGACCGGAGCCCGUUCUAUGGUCUGUGCGGGACCGGACUGCGGUGCCAGACGGACCCUCGACCCGCAGCAGGAGGAAGAGGAGAGGAGGAUGAAGAGGAGGACGUGUGUGUGUGUGAGGAGCAGGAACCUGUGUGUGGGAGCGACGGAACCACAUACAUGAACAUGUGUCAGUUCAGAGAGGCCGCGUUCUCCAGAGCAGACCUGCAGACCAGAGGGGCGGGCCCCUGCAACACAGUCCCCACCAUCAAGGUUCCACCUGAGAGCCAGGUGAAUGGGACGGGCAGCAGUCUGGUGUUCCUCUGCGAGGUGUUUGCGUUUCCGAUGGCGCAGAUCGAAUGGAGGAAGGAGGGACGAGAUGUUGUCCUGCCUGGAGACGACCCGCACAUCUCUGUCCAGUCAAGGGGUGGUCCUCUAAAAUUCGAACUCUCCAGUUGGCUGCAGAUUGAGAGGGCAGAGCUUGGAGACUCUGGAACUUAUCACUGCACAGCUCAAAACAACCUGGGAUCUGUGUCUGCCUCAGCUGUACUGGGAGUACUGGGAGCAGAGGAGCUGUCAUCCUACCUGGCCAACAGUGUGUCUGAGAUGCAGCAGCUAAUGGAUGCCUCAGACUACAACCAGGACUUCUACUGACCUUCCUCUGAUGCCACUUCCUCCAUCAGCAGCCAUCAAAGCUGAGACCGUGAACACAUCAUCGUGUCUCUACAGACGGCGCUCAGGACAUUAUAUUCUCUGUGUUGUUUGCCAUGUGUGGCGAUAUGACGAUGGUGAUGAUGAGCAGUCUGAGGUUGGAGCUCAGCUGGCAUUAACUGGUGUUAACUCUGUUCAUGUUGUUACUGUGACAGACCAGACGGUUCUGGUUCUGCCCUGGUUCUGGUUUUCCGAUUUUUAAGCUUCUACUGAGCCGUGCAUCAUCACAUUCACUCUGAACUGCGACAGGCUUGUUUACUCUGUGCUCCAACCUCCUCACUGACAUCCAGGUAGCUUGUACCUGAUUCAGUUAAAAGUGAAGUGCAGAAGAAGAGUGCAGAAAUCCUUAUGUCUUAGAAACAGAGAAGAUGAAUAAAGUCAGACUGAAAACUC